ACUGUUACAUAUAACAUACGCGAUUGCAAAGAAAAUAGACUCUGGGUUACCAUUGUGGUGAUAAUUCGAAACUUUGUGUGCGGCGUUAGUUCUUUCGCGGUGCAAGAACUAGGUGGUGCAGCUUUCGAUUGGAUUUAGUGCGAGGUAUCAAAAUGAGAAUUAUUGUAACGUGGCCGUUGUUCCUAUUGAUAGGCAUUGCAUUUCUUAGUGAAAUACAAGCUAGAAGAAUAAGACUCCAACCUCGACCUCUACCUCAAGAAGAAACCGAAGAAACUAUUCAAUAUUAUGCCGCAGAACCGCAAGAAGACGUUGAUAAUAGACAACGAGUUGUUUUAGUGUCGUCAGCUGAUCAAUACAAUGGUUUAUACGGUCAACCAACAUCAGCCCCAAGGGGAGCUGCUCAAGAUAAUUACAGAGAUAAUUACAUUCCCAGAGAAUCGCCCAAAGGUCGACAAUACAUAGCCCAAAGAGUAAAGGAAACUCCUAAGGAACCACCAGUACAAACUAUAAGAAAUUAUAACAAAGUAAACGAUGACGGUUCCUUCACAUUUGGCUAUGAAGCUGCCGAUGGCAGUUUUAAAGAAGAAACCAGAGGUACCGAUUGCGUUGUACGAGGCAAAUACGGUUACGUAGAUCCAGAUGGUAAUAAAAGAGAGUUCACUUAUGUGUCUGGAAACCCUUGCGACCCUAAUGCACCGAAAGAUGAAGACGACCAAGCAUCUGAAAAUGAAAGUCCCGAAAACGAAAACAUCCCAGCUAACUACCCAACGAGACCAAUCGGGCCAUUAUCAAGACCUGUCAGUACACCCAAACCUGCCGUUACCUUAUUCCAAACUCAAUAUGAACAAGCAGGAGAAGAAGAACAACCUGAGCCGGAGCAAUUGUUGAGGCCUACACCAACACCAAUUCAAAGCAUCAGAAGUAGGCCACAAUACAUAGCUAGGCCACAAUACGUGCAACAGCCUCAACAACAGCAAAUUGCGUACCAGAGACCUCAACAUCAAUUGGUACCAUCCAGUACUCCGGUAUCAACACUUUACAGGCAACAAGUACAACCAGUCACAAUAACUCCAAGACCACUACUACAGACAGCUUCUCCAACCACAGCUACCAGGACUCAGCUACCAGCUACUACCUUUAGGCCACAAAUUGUACCAGUUUCUGCGACACCAAGACCACAAUUGCUGUAUAGUCCUAAAACUGUAUCACCAGCACCAACCAAAGGAAUUGAUUUUGACGCUGAAUUCCAAAGAUUCCAACAAGAAAACAACGUUGUGUCUCCCACUCCGAGCUCAGCCAGUAAAGGCGUUGGUACCAGGCCUGAGGCUGUAGGACAGCUUUACAGUUCAGCUUUAGUAUAUGAUCCCACUACAGGUCAAUACAAAAACCAACUCUAUCAAUCCAUACCCCAAACCGAAAGUGACUUUUCUUUCAACCAAAGAAUACAGCCCUAUGUACACCAGCAGCAACAGCAGCAGCAGCAGCAACAAAGGCCCACAGUGAGCUUACAGCAACAAAGACCUACAGUCAGUCUACAGCAAUAUCAACAGCAAUACCAACAACAAAGCCCGCUCUACAGACAGCAAGUGCAGCAGAUUAAUCCACAAGCAGUCUACCAAGCUCAACAAGCUGGUUUACAGUUUCAAAAUUCAGCCCAACUGUAUGCACAGCAACAAAAAGCUAGACAACAGCAGCAACAACAGCUACAGCAGCAACAAAGCAUUGCGCAGAAGCCGGCUACAGCACAACAGCCUGUAUAUUACAUACAGCCGUCUGUAGAUGGUACGGGAGCUUUAGGUGCUAGUCAAAUCGAUGCUUUUUUGAGAGGACAUAAUAUUCAAUAUUGAGCUGGUAUUGUUUGCGGUGAUAUAUUUUAAAUUAAAAGUUAAAAAAAUAGUCCUGAUAUUACAUUCACUAUUGAUGUCGAAUUAUUAGAAAUUAGAAUACGUAGGUAAAAAGAUUGGACAAACAAGUAUUGUGGGCAGUAGUGACCUAUAAACUAGUGAAAGCGUUAUCUAUAUAUCACAAUAUAGAUUUGUCACGCCUGUUUAAUAAUCCAUUUUUAUUUCUAUUCUUAAAGAAAUCUUUCACCUUAUGGUCCUUCGUGAAGCCAGUGUCGUUUUUUUUUUCUUUGAAACGUGCCUUAUUUUUAUACUCAACUAUAAUUAGGAGGUUAGUUCUAUAAUAAACAUUUUAUAGGAUAGCAAUAGUCAAUAUUUUAUUUUGCCCAUGUUAUUAUUUAUUUUUAUAUAAAACUAUUUCUUUUAAAAUUGCCAAAUUUAGAUUGUAAAUAUUUUAGAUCAAGUUUUUUAUAUCAAUUUCACCACCUGUUAGCAGUUAAGGUUUUUAGCAUCGUACUUGAUUUAUUUUGUUAUACUUUUUAAUCUGUUUCUAUUUAUAUAGAAAAUAAAAA
This is a messenger RNA of Ceutorhynchus assimilis (cabbage seed weevil), 2413 nucleotides long. NCBI's taxonomy places the organism in Eukaryota, Metazoa, Arthropoda, Insecta, Coleoptera, Curculionidae. The record is from the annotation of a GenBank genome assembly.